CGAAGCGAUCCAAUUCCAAACCCAACCACCUGAUCUUGCUUGCUCUGCACUCCUCUCAGUCCCUCACCAUCCUCGCUCACUUCGGAAGCGGAAGACUUGCGCCUCCUCUGCUGCGGCCGCGAUCCGAGCCGAGGGGCGGAGUCGUAAGAGAAACAAAAACCCAGCGCAGCCGACAAAUCCGCGGCGGCGGCGCCUUCGGAUCGGGGGAUCUCGUCGGCGGGCGCGCUCGGCUCCGGUCACCGCCAUGAUGAGCAGCAGCUCCCCUCCGCCGCCGCCCUCAAUUCCAUCGGGGGGUGGAAGCUUAUUCAGAGGUUACACGAAGCUUUGCAAGGGCAUUGCGGUCAUAUUGCUUCUCGUGCACCUAUUGAUCCAGCUGUUUCCAUCAGCUGUCACCUAUCUUGCUCUUGUUCCUGGAAGGACAAUCCCUUUUGCCUGGAACCUGAUAACUGGUGGCUAUGUUGAGCUGACAAUUCCAGGGGUGAUUAUCAGCAUAAUUGGUCUUCUUUUAUUUGGGAAGUUAUUAGAGCCUUUAUGGGGCUCAAAGGAGUUAUCGAAGUUCAUUUUUGUUGUCAACUUCGCAACAUCUGUGUGUGUUUUCAUAACCGCUAUUGCUCUAUACUACACAACACAAGAAGAGAGCUACCUCUAUGCUCCUCUUUCUGGAUUUUAUGGAGUUCUGACAGGAUUGCUGGUGGGUAUCAAGCAACUUAUGUCAGAACAGGAGCUAAAUCUUUUUGUGCUGAAGAUUAAGGCAAAGUGGAUCCCAUCACUAGUUGCAUUGAUCUCAGUUAUUGUAAGCUUCUUUGUAAAGGAAUUUGUCUCUUACCUCCCAGUUAUAUUGUUUGGCAUUUAUAUGAGUUGGAUUUACCUGCGGUACUUCCAAAGGAGAUUAGAGACAGGCUUGAAAGGAGACCCAAGCGAUGAGUUCUCUUUCUCAAGUUUCUUCCCUGAAUUCCUAAGACCAGUUCUGGAUCCGAUAGCUUCUAUAUUUCACAGGCUUCUUUGUGGAAGAUCUGAAAGGGCUGAUGGUAGAGGUCAGACAUUGGAUACCACACCUUUGCCUGGCUCAGAUUCUAUUGAGGCGAACAGAAGGAGGGAAAGGGGUCAAAGGGCACUGGAGCAAAGAUUAGCUGAGAAGCUGGCUGCGGUCAAAAGUUCUGAGGGCACAUCACAGGAUGCCUCUGACAAAGUUUGAGCCUUCGAUGGAACGGCAUGUGCAUUUUGUGAAUUCCCGGUAGUGCUGUCAAUGUCACAUCCUCUGAGGACAGAAGUUACCAAGACACCAUCGAUUCUACACCCCAAUCCUCGCUGCCUGUUGCUUUGGUUUUUUCUUCAUUGAUUAUCCUACUUAUCAUCUGUAAUCAGUUUACAGCGCAUGGCAACGGUGAUCCGAGAACGUGACAUUACUGAUUUAGGAAGUGAACCAUGCUUAACAACGUGUGAUGUUUUUUUUAGGACAGGCUAGUUGCAUAGCGCAUUUACCAUAGUAUGUGGUGGUGCCCUUUUUCCCCUCUCCCUGGUAAAAAAGCUUUUGUUUCCCUGCAUGUUUUAUUAAAGCCCAUGGGACACUUUACAUGAACAAAGUGAUGUUAAAUUGUCAGGAGUUGGUUCUUUCUUCUUUGAAUUUGUUAUCUGUCCUUUG
Oryza brachyantha (malo sina) is the source of this 1642-nucleotide messenger RNA. RefSeq names its product rhomboid-like protein 19. NCBI's taxonomy places the organism in Eukaryota, Viridiplantae, Streptophyta, Magnoliopsida, Poales, Poaceae. Gene Ontology annotation, cellular component: Golgi apparatus; membrane. Gene Ontology annotation, biological process: retrograde vesicle-mediated transport, Golgi to endoplasmic reticulum. The transcript is spliced from 8 exons. The coding region runs from base 245 to 1195 and encodes 316 amino acids. The record is from RefSeq and is a predicted model, not a curated record.